AAUGAGAAAGAUAUUAUCUUCAGCAUUAGCAAUAAGUUUUAGACGAACUCCUUUAAUAACUCCAAGAUUAACUUAACGUUUAGCUAUCACCUUAGUCUCACUUCCACUAAUUCGCUAUAGUUUCUAAGUAAUAUUUAUAAAUAAGAAAUUAGACUCUUAAUCUAAAUGAUGCAUAUGAAAUCUCUAUUGAAGAUGAUCUAAAGGAAGGUGAAAUGAGAGAAGUAUAAGUGGGUCCAAAAAAAGAAGAUGCCGUCUUAGUUUGCAAAGUUGAUGGAUAGAUCUACUGUGUUUCAAAUUCUUGUCCACAUGUUGGAGCUCCACUUUCAGCUGGUUUUUUGGUAGGUGAUAAAGUGAAAUGUCCAUUCCAUAAUGCUAGUUUUUCUGUUAAAGAUGGAGUACAUGAAGAAGGACCAAUGUUUAGGGGAUUAUAAACAUUUCCUGUUAAAUAAGAAAAUGGUUAAUUAGUAAUAAGAGUGGAGAAAGAAUUAUUAAAUGCACCACGAACACUUAAUAUGGCAACUAAGGGAGAUGAUCCUACACAUGUAGUCAUUGUGGGUGGAGGGUAUUAUUAUUGAAUAAUUAUAUUAGAGUAUCUGGUUAAAGUGCUGCUGAAACUCUUCGUUAGGCAGGAUUCAGAGGAAAAAUAACCAUUAUUACAGCUGAAGAUACAUUACCUUAUGAUAGAACACCUAUGAGCAAGAUGUCAUUUUUAGUUAAAUUACAAGGAUUGUAAAUAAGAUAAUCAUAGUUUUAUGAAUAAUAUGGUAUUGAUGUUUUAACUAAUAAACAUGUUGAUUCGAUUGAUGUUAAUAAUCAAGAAGUAGUUGUUGGAAAAGAGAAAAUUCAUUAUGAUAAAUUAUUAUUAGCUACUGGAGGUUCAGCUCGUAAACCUUCUUUGGAUGGAGUAAACUUAAAUAAUGUUCAUACACUUAGAUAAUUUAAUGAUUUAUUAUAAAUUAGAGAAAAGGCUAAAACAUCUAAAAAUAUUGUUAUUGUUGGAGCAUCAUUCAUUGGUAUGGAAACUGCUUCAGCUAUCAAAAAAGAAUUAAAAGAUUAGGUUAAUAUUACUGUUGUAGAUAACAGUACUGUUCCAUUUGAAAGAGUGCUUGGCACUGAAGUUGGUGCUUCUUUAUAAAAAUUACAUUAAGCAAAUGGAGUUGAAUUUGAAUUGUCUGCUGGAGUUAAAAGAAUUGCAGGAGAAGGUUCAGUAUCUAGAGUUGAUUUAUUAAAUGGAAAAUCUCUUUUGGCUGAUUUAGUUAUUUUAGGUACAGGAAUCUAACCAAACAAUAAAUUGGUUAAAGAUUAAUUGAAAUUAUCUCCAAACGGAGGUAUUGAAACUGAUGUAUUUAUGAAGGCUGCCAAAAAUGUUUAUGCUUCUGGUGAUAUUGCUAGUUAUCCAUAUUGGGUAACUGGUGAAUAUGUAAGAAUUGAACAUCAAAAUGAAGCUAUUAGAUAAGGGUAUAUACUUAAUAUUAUUUAAGAUAUGUGGCUGCAUUGAAUAUUUUAGGUAGACCAACUCCUUUGACAGAUGUACCAUUCUUUUGGACUAGAUAAUGGGAUAGAACAUUAGCAUAUAGUGGAGUAGGAUAAGGAUUUGAUGAGGUGAUCAUAGAUGGUGAUUUAAAUCAAUAAAAAUUCAUUGCCUAUUAUGCUAAAAAAGGAAGAAUUAUUGCUUCAGCUAGCAUGAACACUCCAAAUGUUUAUAAACAUUAUAUAAUUUAAGGCUUAAAUGAUUAUUUCUGAGGCUUUAAGAUUAAAUGUGAUGCCAAGUGCCCAAGAAUUGAAAGAAAAUAAGACUACACUUGAUGAAAUUAAAAAGGUAGUUUUAAGCAAAGGAACUUCAUGUCAUUGUAAACGUUCAGGAUAAUGUUAAGCAUAAUUGUGAGU
Paramecium pentaurelia is the source of this 1887-nucleotide messenger RNA. Lineage: Eukaryota; Ciliophora; Oligohymenophorea; Peniculida; Parameciidae. The record is from the annotation of a GenBank genome assembly.